AUGGUGGUCUCUUUUUUUGGGCUCAAAUUGCUACCUUGUGCUAGUUGUGAGCCCCAGGGAGCAUCUAGUGCACCUACACGCAUCCGUGCAAGCAAAGCACGUGACUUCUGUGAAAACAACGAUGGCUGGGGUCGAAGUCGAUUCAUGACAAAAGAGGACCUUGACAAGUCGGAGCAUCUCAAGGAUGAUUGUUUCGCCAUCCGGUGCGACUUUAUCAUCGCUGAAGCCGCUGCUACUGCCUUCAUUGAGGUGCCGCCAUCUAACUUAUGCGAACAUCUGAACCAUCUCUUUGCGACCAAGGUUGGCGCCGAUGUGAUGUUCGAGGUCAGCCAAGAGAGUUUUGCUGCUCACCGAAACAUUCUCGCGGCCCGUUCCACCGUCUUCAUGGCGGAGCUCUUCGGCCCCAUGAAGGAGGGGAUCACGGCAGGUGCCAUACAGAUACAAGACAUGGAACCCAACGUGUUCAACGCUUUACUUGGUUUCAUCUACACCGACUUGAUGCCCAAGAUGAUGAAGGUGGGAGGAGAAGCAGAAGCAGAAGAAGGUGGAACCGAUGAGGUUACUUGGCUGCGACACUUGCUUAUUGCGGCGGAUAGGUUUGAUCUCCAGCGGCUCAAGUCAAUGUGUGAAGAGAGGCUGUCGGAGCACAUAGAUUUCAGCUCGGUGACGGCCAUCCUUGGUCUGGUAGCACAGCACCAUUGCCGCGGACUUAAGGAGGCCUGCCUGGAGUUCCUCAAAGUACAAUCUGCUGCAAUCUUGGAAGGAGUCAUGGCGACCAGCGACUGGCAGCGCAUGUCUGCAACUGACCCCUCUGUUCUGAACGAGCUCAUCGCCAAGCUUGCCUUGAAAGCGUAG
Messenger RNA from Triticum aestivum (bread wheat), 855 nucleotides. RefSeq names its product BTB/POZ and MATH domain-containing protein 3-like. Gene Ontology annotation, biological process: protein ubiquitination. The transcript has 2 exons. NCBI's taxonomy places the organism in Eukaryota, Viridiplantae, Streptophyta, Magnoliopsida, Poales, Poaceae. Gene Ontology annotation, molecular function: protein binding. The coding region runs from base 1 to 855 and encodes 284 amino acids. The record is from RefSeq and is a predicted model, not a curated record.